UCUCUCCGCGAGUACUCGCCAGUCGUGGUACGCGGGUACAUGCGAGAGCACGUAGUCCGCGCGGUUCCGUCCAAGUGAGAAACCUCGCUCGAGAUUUCGCGUGUUUUUUCGCGGCCGCUCAGGCUAAAACGUCCCGCCGAUCGUCUUGUCGUUCGGUAUCGGGAGUUCAGCGAUGAGUCACUCCGACGAAGCAAAGUCGCGCUUUGUUUCUUCUCUCUUCUUCCUCUCCUGAUCGACCAUUGUCAAGGAAAGAUUCGAAUUUUCGAUAAGAUACACGUUGUCGAAAGUGGCGUGGAUUCGCUUGCCGACUCGAUUCGAGAUCGGCUUAGUCACUUCUCGCGGGCUAAAGUACGCUGUCGCAAUCUGCCUGACUAAUUUGCAAUCCUCGCGGUCUCGAUCGUGAAUUCAGCGUGAUCGAGCUUUUCUGUCGGAGACUCGUUGGGAGAUUAAACGUUGCUUCGAUCGUUCGCGCUUCGCAACAGAAGAACACCGAACGACUCGUUCGCUCGAUGUUGAUCGCUGAUUUCAUACACAUGGCAUUAAGGAGCAGCCUAUAAAAAAGUAUCGAAUCAAGUAUAAUAGUCGACGAUUUGCAGAUUCUAAAUCGAAUCGAAGAGCGAAAUCGAAUCUAACACAUUUUCGUCUACCAUUGACGUUAAAAACUUUCAAGACUGAUCGAGAUAGGCGGAUCGUUUGAACGAUUAUGCGAUUUCUGAGAAGUGCAUCUCGCAACUACCGUAUACGUGUUCCAGGUUGUUUCAAACUCUACGUCAAACGUGAUCGCGAUAAUCGUGCCACAUGCAACAUAUCUGAAACACACAAGUUUCCACAAGUUUCUGCAAACUUUCGCGAAGCUGUGCACGCGCAUACGUCAGACGACGUUCUUGGAAAAUUUCUAGAAAAUUUUAGAGAUCUCAUAUCGCACUCGUUUGCACGAUAGUUUCCGAUCUCUUCGUCGAAAUUGCCAAUCGCAGCGUUAAAAAUGGCUGAAGCAGAUACGCGCGUUUCACGAAGGCGGAGGCUCGUUCGUCGAGGAAACGUUUGAUUCUCCUUUCAGCGGCAGCCAGCGUACCGUGCUGCACAUGCACCUUCCACCGGUUUUAAAUGUUUAUUCACCGCACGACGCGUGCAGAUGCUCGCGGCGCGCAUGUUACGAAACAGUGCGCGAUUGUUCCUCGCGGCGGCGCGGCGGGGCCCGCGUCGAUUUCGCAACGAAUCGACGACAGCGGAAUAAAAGUUGUGCCGCUGUGUUGCCUCGUUAAAAACGACUUCGGCGAUAUUGUUUUAUCGCGGGAAACGUGGGUGCCCGCGGUGCGGCGCGAUAACGUCGUGAGAAACGGGUUACGGCACGCAAGGCGCGCGCGCGCAGGUGAAGCCAGCGUAGUAUCGCGGAACGAAGCCGACCGAUCGGCUUGCUUGCUGACUCUCGGAGAAAGAGAGAGAGAGAGAGAGAGAGAGAGAGAGAAGAGAGAGAGGAAGAGAGCAAAAAAGAGAGAGAGAGAGAAGAGGAGACCGCGCGUCGACCCGGGUAACCUGAAUUUCUUGCAGAGACGGGACAAAGCCGUUGUCACCGAGAACAAACGGCGUCCAACGGUUAAAUUAGAACCGUACACGAGAUCUCGCGAGCUUUUCAACCCGCCGGUGCAAUCUCGAUCUUGGCCGAGCGAGAGGUCGUUUAUCCUCCCUCGAGCUAUGUCCGGCUUCGUUCUCACAUGGAUCCUCCUGCGCGUCUCACGUGUACACGCCGCCCGUUAAAAGACGACCGAUCGAAAGACCGAUCGAGAGUUCUCGUCGUUGGACAUGAGCCAUUCACACUUGCAACGCUGAUUUUUUCUUUUUUUCCUCUUUUUCUUUUUGUCGAUGUUUCGGGAUGUGAAACUCGAAGUGAUUUCGCGAGCAAAACGUCCGAUACGAGACAUUUGGAGCCCAUCGAGGUAUUUGACAGUCUAACGAUCACGUGAUUGGUAGAUAGCGAUUUUCCUUUCUUCUUUGGAAACGUAUUUUAUCUUGAUCGUUUGGGGAAAAUUGAGAAACGUAAUUCGAAUCAUGAUCGAAGUUUUCUUCAAACCAGUCCGAAGUCGAGAAACGAGAAUUUCAGUUGAGUUUGUAAACGAAGAUUAACUAUAAAAUUUACCAGAAAUCGUAAUCAACUCUAGAGAAAAUAGUGAAUUUUCAAAAAAAAGUCUCUCGUUUCCAGUAUCGAAGUAACGUAAAAUGUUCACUUCAAACGUUUCCUUCGAACAGUGUGCUGUGACAAAUAGAAAUACCGCCAAACGAUCUACCGAUCUGAACGAAACAAAAACAUUGAAACUACGAAACUGCAAAAUGAAACAGCUCCUCCGUGCAAGCUAGAGACGGCGCCGGAUGUUGGCGGAGCAACAUCGUCUGGCCACGGCUGGAAGUUCUCCCUUGAAGCGCGCCGGCUGAUCAGAAAUUCCACGGAUUCCCGGGACAGAUUUCUUUCCUUCGUUCUCGUAGCAACGCGCGACGCUGCUUCGUUCGAUCGUUUGCUCAUUCGUGUUCGGUGCGAGCAGAUCGUUGAAUUUACGAGACGGAUUAACGAAUUAAUCGCGGAAAAUAUGUGCUAAGCGGACCGGAUAAGAAUCUGCAAACCGGAGAAUCGGUUGGCUCGAGCUCGUGAGAACUCGGGGAUCGCACCGAUUUCUCCGAUGUCGUUGGGAAACCGUACACGUUUUAUUACACGCCCCCCUCCUUCUCCCUCGGUAUCAAUGACUGGCCGAUCGAAAUCCAGUACCAGCGUGAAACACGAGAUGCCACGGACGGAAGUUACCGGUCGAACGAAGUAAAAAAGGACGGGGGGAGAGAUAGAGAGAGAGAGAGAGAGAGAGAGAAAAGCAGAGGCUUGUAAUUUCGCGUGGGCGUUGGGAGACCAGCUGUGAGCUCGAAGGCUGACGGGGUCUCCAAAUGGCAGAUCGAAUCGAAUCGAAUCGAACGCUUGAAAUUCCUCGGCGUGGGCUUGAUCCAGUUUAAUUAAACUCUUGUCGAAUUCCCGAACACGUCGUUCUUCCACGGCAAUAGGGUUACGCGCAUAAUCGAGAGAUUAUCGUUUCAUCCUCGCCCUUUGUAAUUCGUCGCAUUCGAAGGCAUUCAAAUAUCCCCUUCCCCCUCUGCCGGUAUACAAUAGGAAUUUAAUUACACAUUACGAAUAUAGGCAUUCAUGAGAAAUUCCCGUAUUCUUUUCCCUUCAUCUCCUCGAUCUCGUCGUGGAAAUUUCUAAACAUCUGGACGCCAAAAUUCAUCCAUUCCUCGCGUCUGACAUUCUCCGAAAAUUUCACUUUUUUCCCCGCAUCGAUCGCCGAUCCUCAUCUCGAGUCCCAGCAAUCCCGUCGCGUCGACGUAAAAUCUGCAGAUCACCAAACUACUCGUACGUACUGCUCGUACCAGCCACUCGACUAGUUCGUGCUUCGUCAGAGUAUUUUCAUCGGGACGGGUAAAAGCGGCGGUUUUCGCGGCGAAAGAGGACGCGCGGCGAAUCGAUAUCGCUUUCGGAAAGGACCUGCUGGCCUAUCUGCGCCAAGUCACGCGAAUUUAGGGCGUGGAAUCGCGGACGAGAGGAGCGAGAGAAGUCGCGAUGCAACGGUGCCUCGGCGAGUCGCCCCACUCUCCCCCCUGACGUCCGUCAAGGACGUUCGUUAUAAUUCCACGCGUUCGCAUUCGUUUCAUUUCAUCGCUCGGCGACGAUUGGUCAUAUCCGUCGAUUUCGUUUUGCAGAAUCCGCGCCGUGACGCGUCCCGCAUCGUCGAUGCGGCGUUUCGUUAAUUGCCAAGCCAGUAUCGCCGGGAUCGAGGAGAGAAGGGAGAGCCAGUGGCGCGAGACCGCUCGACCCGAGUAUGUCGGUCGUAUGCGACCGAAACCGCGGCCGGAUCGUGCGACACCUUUGUCGUUCGCUCGCGACCUUUCGUCGCGUUGUCGACGUGUUUGCGUAGUCUGAAAGAAACGAGAGGGGAGGACAGCGACACGAAGAGAAAAAGAAGAGGAGGAGAGAAGGAGAACGAACGGCGAGAGGCUUAUAAAGAACUCGAUUCAAGACUCGCCGCGGGCCGAGUACGUAAUCCGGUCGACUUCUGGGCAAGUUUGACGUUUUGAAGAAGAAUGCUCGCGGGAUGAAGGCGAAGCUGUCACGAAAGGAGCUGGAAGAUCUCUUUAGCGAGGGAGCUAGAUUCCGGGAUACCUCGCAGCAAAUCCAUAAGCAAUGGCAAGCGGAUCCGGCACGAGCGUUUCCAACAGUUGGCCCCGUUACCACAGGCUCGGUAUCUCCCACGUCAGGCGAAAUUUCAACCCCGAAUUCAACGCCCAGUCCGAGCCCUAGUCCCACCAACAGUCAACAAGUCGCGCAUAAUGGCGGUUACGAGGCACAGCCGAAGAAUGUUAACACCAUAUCGAGAAGCAAGCAACUGCAGCAGGUACAGACGUCCUUGUCGGCGACGACGCCCGCGAGGACGCCGGGCGUCGGCGCGGACGCGACGACGACAGGAUCUGGAAAGGGCGGAGGUCGCGUGACAGAAGUAAUGGAACUUUGUUACGUCACCGAAAGAAUCAUUGCACUCUGGUACAGGGAGGAUGCGCAGGGAGUCCUUGAACAUGCUACCGCACUCCUGCGAGGGAAGCACGGUGAUAAUUAUAUGAUAUUCAACCUGUCGUCGGCGGGUCGCGCAGGCGAGCCAAACACGAGGGAGGCAGGGUGGCCGCAGGGUCUGGCGCCCAGUUUGGAGAGGCUGUGCGCCUUGUGCAAGGAGCUGGAUUCCUGGCUGAACGGCGCUCCGAAUCGCGUGGUUGUUCUCCACGCCAGGGGGAGCAAAGAACGACUGGGUGUGGCUGUGUCGGCGUAUAUGAACUACAGCAGCAUCUGCGGCGGACGUGAUCAGGCGUUGGACAGGUUCGCUAUGAGGAGGUUCCUCGACGACAAGAUCGGAUCUCUGCAGGUCCCGUCGCAUCGAAGGUACAUCAAGUAUUUCAGCGGACUUCUCUCAGGCUCCUUGAGGAUCAGUCAGUCACCUCUGUAUUUAACGCAUCUCACGGUUCUGGGUGUUCCGCUGUUCGAGCCUACAGGUUGCCGAGCGUUCCUCAAGGUCUACGAAGGCUUGACUCCAGUUUACACCUCGGAUCUUUAUUCCGUGACGAACGCUCGCGAGUUCACCGUGAACCUCGGCGGUCUUCGUCUUCGUGGUGACAUCCUGGUGAAGUGUUACCACAGGGUGUACUCGAAGCAGAGCCGAGAAGUGAUGUUCUCGCUGCAGUUCCACACAUGCGUGAUAACAGAAAAUGUUGUGUCGUUUCCUCGAUCGGAGCUGGACGUGGCCUGCGAUGAUCCACGAUGUCCUCCGGACAGCGUGGUCACUCUGUACUUCGCCACGGACGCCAAGCGUCAGGACGGGCCGAUACCAGCGCCGACACCAGCGGUGCCGCACGCUUCCGCUCAUCACGAUCCCAUCCUCCACUGGGACAGCUACACGAAUCUCGAAAUCAGCGACGACGAAGGACGGGAAACGCCAUUAUCACCGCCACCACCUUCGAGCUCCUCCGUUCAGACAUCACCUCGCGGAUUGGGUUACACCUGCGGUCCCAUAGAUGGAUCCCUGUACGCUGUGGUACACCAGGGUGCUGCCGGUGGUGCCCGUGGCUCGCCAUUGACAGUUUCCAUGGACAGCGGCAUCAGCAGUGCUCCACCGCAACGACCUAGUCCACCAGAACCGGAGCCGGAUAACCAGGCUCAUGGUGAUCUCGACAAGCUUCUUCAUGAUAUGAUGCUUACUGUCGAGUCGAUGCCGGAUCCUCCGUCAGAGGACUACAGAACAGACAGGAGCGAGAAGAUGUACAUUCAGGAGACCCGUAGCUACAGCAGCCACGCGAGCAGCCAUUCCCCGUCGACCUACUCAACGCUGAAGGACUCGUACAGGAAUUACAGCACCGCGAAAGACUCCAGCCCGCCGUACAACUCGAGCAGCAGUUACAGCACCCUGAAGAACGAGUACCGCGAGCCAGUGAAAAUCGAGCACCGAAGGGAGGAGUGCGAAUAUCGCAUGUCGCCGGAUCGAAAGAUCGCCGAGGCCACCACGGAAGUCUAUAGGAAACACGCUGACUCGUUCUCGCCACCUGGGAAUAUCGAUUACAUCGACGAGGACAUCCCGUAUCACGCACGACAGACGAGUCAGCCGUUCUCGUACGGCGCCACGUCGGACAUGAUCAAACAUCAGAAGCUUUCGUCGCCAUCCCUGGUGAGAAAGGCGUCUGUACGAGGCACAGCGCCCGUGGUGGACUUCGAGGACAUCCUGGGGGAGAAUUCGAGGAGACCCAUCAGUCCCCUGAGCCCAAACACGCCGGAUCCUCCGCCCGAGUUCGCCAAUGGUCCCGCGAAGAACACUUCCGAUCACGUGGACGGAUUAUCGUGGCUGAGGCAGCAACAGUUGAAACUCGCGGCGAGGAGGGACGAAAGGAACCCGGGGAAACUUUGGCGACAGGAGACUGGAAAUCGCAUGAUCGGCGAACUGAGAAGCUUACAGAGAGGUAGAAUGAGGCACGACGGUUAUGCGAGCGACUCCGCGGUGCUCGACGACGACGACGACACGUGGAUUGUCAACCCCACUUCCGGACAGACGCAAACGAGACCGGCACCGUACACAUCAGCGCCAGCCAGUCCUCUGCUUCCGCAACGUUCCAGCAGCCGGAAGUACAAUGGUACCGCCGGAACUGGUACUCUGGGAAGGCCGCGUGCAGAGAGCGUGAACGAGCGUCCCUUCAUGUCGGUGAAACGUGCCUACGAAUACCGCAAGUACAACGACAGCCAGAGCCCUCCGACAUCCCCCCGCUCUGGCUUAGUAAGCACGCAAACUUUAGGAUUAGCAAUGCAACAACAAGCAACGUUCAUUAACACGGACAAGCCUCAACCGCCGCGACCAGAGUCCCGUAGCGAUAGCUUUGCCCGCGCUGACGCUCUGUUGCGCGAGCAUCGGCAGCUGCAGCAGCAGCAGCAACAGCAACAGCAACAGCAACAGCAACAGCAGCUGACGGCCGCCAGCAACAGCCACACGGACCAGAAACAAUCGAUCGGUCAGGAUUUCGUCUCGACUCUGGCGCGAAACUCUCGGCCAGAGUCGCGGAAUCGUGUCGUCGCUUGUCAGAGCGUCAGCAGAACCACGGUGACCAGCAACGACAGGAGCACCGACCACGUGGACGCGGGACUGUUGACCAUGGUCGAUCAGCAGUCGAACGCGCGGACAAGCGCGGACCCUCUCGUGAGCCUAAUUCAAUCACUGGCUGAGAUUUCGCCUAGCUACUCGCCCCAAUCGAUGACUAACAACACCAAGUCAGACACGAACGAUCAUCAUCACGCGAGCAUCAACGCAGCAACCGCGACAACUGCGAGGAGCAACAUUGUUAACAUUAGCAGCACUAAUUGCUCCCCUAACCAGUCGCCCAAAGCAUGGCAGAAUUGCACCCAGUCGCACAAUGACUCGGCUUCAUCGUGGACCGAGAGGAGCGUCAGUCCCGGAAGUGCGGUGGUCAGCAGCGCGUCGAGGCCGCAAACGCCGGCGUUCCCGGUUCAUCCUCGAACACCGUACGUGAACAACUCCUCGCCGACGGUUACGUUUGCGGCUGAUCGCUCCUACAGCACCAACGCCACCUACAACGUGAACAACAACAACAACAAUAUGAACAACGCGGAGCCAACCGGGAAUAACAACAACAACGUCGGCAAUUACGGCAGCGAACGAACGAUCUACAUCGAGGAACGAAGAGAAGUCUCGAAGGAGACGGGACUUCCACCCAAGAGUCCGACGACACAGAGACGCUUGAGUUUCCCGGCAAGCGGGCCACUUAAACAAACGCAUAACAAACGAUGGCCGCUCACUAACCAAUCGGCGUCGUUCGACUAUAGCAAGGACCGAUCUGUUUCUCCGAUAAACGAGCCGACGAUGCAACAGUCGCAAGCUGUCUCGCGCAGCCCUGGUACUCCGACUCACAUUGAAUUUGCCCAAAGUCCCAAGAGCGCCACGUCGUAUACAUCCAUAAACAGCGGUGGCCAGUCAUCUCCUCAGGUCCAGUAUUACGGUUCGAGACGGUCCAGCGUUCACUCGAACACCGAGCCGCAAGAAGUGGCCGAUGCCAACGUGAAGUUUGUCCGCGACACCAGCAGGAUCUGGUACAAGCCGAAUAUCUCUCGGGAGCAAGCAAUCUCGAUGCUGAAGGAUGCAGCGCCAGGCACGUUCGUCGUUCGAGACAGCAACUCCUUCCCAGGAGCCUUUGGUCUCGCCCUGAAGGUAGCAACUCCACCUCCAAGUGCGCCAAGCAGUCCCAAAGACCCGUAUAGCGAGCUGGUUAGGCACUUUUUGAUCGAGCCUACCUCCAGAGGCGUCAGAUUAAAGGGAUGCGCCAACGAGCCAGUCUUCAGCUCGCUGUCUGCGUUGGUAUAUCAACACAGCUUGAUGGCGAUGGCUCUGCCUUGCCAGCUGUUGCUCCCAGAACCGGAAGCUGCAGCCAGAGCUCUCGAUUCACCCGGGACGAAUAGCACGCAGCAACUGCUCGCUCAGGGUGCAGCCUGCAACGUUCUGUACCUGUUCACCAUGGAUACGGAGUCACUGACGGGUCCCCAAGCCAUCAAGAAGGCAGUCACGACGAUGUUCGAGCAGAAACCACUGCCCACCGCGACUAUCGUUCAUUUCAAAGUCUCGACGCAGGGAAUAACUUUGACGGACAACGCCCGGAAGCUUUUCUUCCGCAGGCACUACCCCACGAACAAUAUCAGUUACUGCGGCUUAGACACGGAGGAACGCACUUGGGACUUUGCCAGCGAGGAAACUGGCCGGCCGCUCAGUGCCCACCGAUGCUUCGGAUUCGUGGCGAGAAAGCCGGCGCACAAAUCGGACAACCAGUGCCACGUGUUCGCCGAGCUAGAACCAGAGCAGCCAGCCACGGCCAUAGUGAAUUUCGUGAACAAGGUCAUGAUGGGCAACUCCAUAGCCAAGGCAAACAUCGUAUACGUCGGGACGGACGACAACGCAAGUCGAAGCUCGAGCUUCGUCUAUUACGAAGCAUGAAGUAGCAUGAAGUAGCAUGAAGCGUUCUAAGCAAAAAUACACGUAGAAGUUUAACGAGAAUAGAGGUUGAAUCGUUAUUGUUCUAAACGGUGAAUGCGGUGUCCAAUGCGAAAUUGGAUUGGGGGAGAGAAAACUCGAUUCCAUCCUCGGUGUCGGUAAUCGCGCGUUACAGAAGAGAAUGUUAUUAAUGACGAUCGUUACUGCUGGUUAUUAUAACAUUAGAGAGUAGUAGAGUAAUAUACAACUCGGAGCAAAGUACGAGAGACGCGAUAUCGCAACGUUCCCGUUGUGUUACCGUUCUAGAAGAACCACUCAGAGAUUUGUCUUAAGAAUUAUUGCCACGAUUGAUCGUCUAUGAUUAACCAUUUUCUACCAGUUUUUUACGUCCCGCAACAAUCGACAAUCGUCCCGCACAUUAGUUACACGAAACCAUCACCGAUAGACAGAGAGAGAGAGAGAGAAAGGGAGAGAAAAAGAGAGAGAGAGCAACCUGUUGCACGGAAUUUUCGUUUUCGAUUAACGAUUAUAUCGUAUAUUCGUUGCGAUGGACGAUUAUACUUUGCUUCCAGCGGAAAUUAUUAAGCGAUAUACCAAGCGAACGUAUACCGAUAGCUGGUAGGUAUAGCUGACGAGCCAUCGACCGUGCUCCAUGCGCGAAUCUCGUCGAGGAUCGUCGCGCAUUCGAAGCGCAGACUCGAAGCGACGCGCGCGAAUUUGCUGAAAUUAGUAUGCACGUAUAUUUGCACGCACGUCGAUUUGCGGCAGAAAGAUGUACGAAGGCGUGGUGAACACAAAAAGAAGAAUAGUUGAAUAUCUAUAGUAAUACGUUAUUAAUCACGUUAUACUUGGGACUCUCGAGUAAUGUUUAUCGAAGGGAAUGUUACGUCGUUGCGGAGCCGUGCUUGUGUGCGUAUCGUUGUGUGACGGCGAUGUUCCGAAAGAACAGCAGCAGCGGUUUCGAAUGGUAAAACGUUGCGAGUAAAACGUUCUAUAAAUAACUGUAAAUAGGUCGAACGGGAAGGUACGAGGCAAAAUCGUAUCGGGAAGAGGAUCGGUUCAGUUGUUCGCCGAAUGUAUGGAUGAGGAUGAAGAUUCAAGAGGAAAAGAAUGAAAGGAAAAUCGAGUGAACUGAAGAAGAAAGAACGAAUCGACUCUUCGACGCGUCAACGUGACGAAACAGAGAUAUAAACGAUACUCGGAGAGGAGUAGCGUACCGAAACGAAACAUCACAUAUUGUUUGACGAAUCCCCGUAGGUUCUUGCCAUUUAAUCGUCCUCCGCGAGCCAUGUUCGUCGUUCGUCGAACGGAGGCGAUCGGCGAGGACGGCGAUAAGCAGUCAAUUAUUGCGAAUGAAGUGUUAUAUAUAAUUGCGACAAUACCGUGCCACGAGGAUCUACGAUAAAAAAAUAAACAGAGAAGGGAGGGAAGAACAUUUAUCGUAUCCUCGACGUCGCGACAAUUUCCUUUCUUUCUCCCUUCGUUUACUUUUUCACGCUGUUUUUUAACAGAAAUCGAGAAGAUCGGUCGGAUUCUUUCUUACGAAGCCUCCUCUGUACGUCGUCCAACCGAUUCUUAUCUGUCUAUCGAGAUAACUGGAGAACGGUUGGAGAUUGAGAGAGGUUUUUGUCGGACAAAACUGUGUGCUAGUCAAAAUUCGAUGUGUAUACUCGAACGAACAGAGAAUUCGAUAUAUAGAUAUCUCGAUCUUUGUGAAGAAAGAAAGAGAAUAAAUGCAAAACCAUCCGAUCUUUCUUCUCGGCGGCUCCUCUGUCUUAUUCUUCGUUGUCUCGUCUCUUUAUGUGUUUUCAAUUUUUUUCUUUUUUUUUUUUUCUCGUACACGUGGAAAAAUCUGACUAACAGAGUAACAUUAAUUUAACACCAGUCAUUAUUAUAAUUAUUAUUAAUUAUUAUUACUUAUUUACGCUCUAUCAUUACGUACGUUCACGGAAUAAUUGUAUUGCUGCACGCCGGAACGGUGUGCCUCUUAUAGUUGUAACGAUAAUAAAAACCAUAUUCGCAGCGCAA
This is a messenger RNA of Frieseomelitta varia, 11081 nucleotides long. RefSeq names its product tensin-1 (gene by). Lineage: Eukaryota; Metazoa; Arthropoda; Insecta; Hymenoptera; Apidae. The transcript is spliced from 21 exons. Bases 4125 to 9056 code for a protein of 1643 amino acids. Gene Ontology annotation, molecular function: protein binding. The record is from RefSeq and is a predicted model, not a curated record.